This is a messenger RNA of Arvicanthis niloticus (Nile rat), 2079 nucleotides long. It is a transcript of the gene G6pc2, whose product is annotated as glucose-6-phosphatase catalytic subunit 2. The record is from RefSeq and is a predicted model, not a curated record. Gene Ontology annotation, cellular component: membrane. Gene Ontology annotation, molecular function: glucose-6-phosphatase activity. Gene Ontology annotation, biological process: gluconeogenesis; glucose 6-phosphate metabolic process. NCBI's taxonomy places the organism in Eukaryota, Metazoa, Chordata, Mammalia, Rodentia, Muridae.
GCAUCACAAGGGUACCAUAUAAAGACAGCCAGACACAGGGCCCUGCAGCUCCACCUGCUUCAUGCUUAGAACUGCAUCAAGAUGGAUUUCCUUCAUAGGAGUGGAGUGCUCAUUAUUCAGUAUCUGCAGAAGGACUACCGGGCUUACUAUGAUUUUCUAAAUUUUAUGUCCAAUGUUGGAGACCCCCAAAAUAUCUUUUCUAUUUACUUCCCACUUUGGUUUCAGCUGAAUCAGACUGUUGGAACCAAGAUGAUAUGGGUAGCAGUCAUAGGGGACUGGUUCAAUCUUAUAUUUAAAUGGAUUUUGUUUGGCCAUCGUCCUUACUGGUGGAUCCAAGAAACUGAGAUUUACCCAAAUCACUCAAGCCCAUGUCUUGAGCAGUUUCCUACUACAUGCGAAACAGGCCCAGGAAGUCCAUCUGGUCAUGCAAUGGGUUCAUCAUGUGUCUGGUAUGUCAUGGUAGCAGCUGCCUUAAGCUACACUGUCAGCCGGAUGGAUGAGUCCUCUAUCACUCUUCGCAGACUGACCUGGUCCUUUCUUUGGAUUGUUUUCUGGUUGAUUCAAAUCAGCGUCUGCAUCUCCAGAGUGUUCAUAGCUACACAUUUUCCCCAUCAGGUCAUUCUUGGAGUGAUUGGUGGGAUGCUAGUGGCAGAGGCCUUUGAACACACUCCAGGAAUCUACAUGGCCAGCUUGAGUGUGUACCUGAAGACCAACGUCUUCCUCUUCCUGUUUGCACUUGGCUUUUACCUGCUUCUCAGACUACUCGGUAUUGACCUGCUAUGGUCUGUGCCCAUUGCCAAAAAGUGGUGUGCCAACCCAGACUGGAUCCACAUUGACAGCACGCCUUUUGCUGGACUUGUGAGAAACCUCGGGGUCCUCUUUGGCUUAGGUUUUGCCAUCAACUCAGAAAUGUUCCUUCUGAGCCGCCAGGGAGAAAAUGACUCCAAGUUGAGCUUCCGCUUGCUCUGUGCUCUGACCUCACUGACCACAAUGCAACUUCACCGCUUCAUCAAGAUCCCGACUCACAGGGAACCUUUAUUUUACCUGUUGUCUUUCUGUAAAAGUGCAUCCAUCCCACUGACCGUGGUUCUAAUUCCCUACUGUGUACAUAUGUUAAUGAGACCCAGUGAGGAGAAGAAGAUUAAGUAGAACUGCAGUGCCCUGUGGUCUCAGGAUCACCUAUUUCCUGCAUUCCUCAAUAGAACCACAGCAGAGAGACUGGGAACAUCUUUACAGAGGUCACACCAUGGUGGCCAAAGGUCCUGCUUCACCCACAGACAUAAGUUUAGCCUGCUCUCCAAGUGACAUUUAAAAAUAACAGUAUUUAACCAGAAAUAUUCACAUCCAUAUUUUCUUGACAAACCUGACAAUAUGGCAACAUAGAGACAGUAUAGCCCAGUAAAGACAGUUGACAGGGGCUGGAUGCUGACCGUUCCACUAAGCAGAAAGACUCCUUUUAAUCAUAGUAUUUAGCGCUCAACAGAACUCCCAGGGUCUGAUGCAUCUAUCAUCUUAAAGCCUGGCUACUUCUGGCUCCUGUAGGCCUCUUAGAAGUAUCCACAGUCAAAACCCAUCUUUACUGGAGCAUUCACGGGAGUUUUAUCUCAUGAAUCAGAUAAGGAAAUAGAAGUUUGUUCAGAUCAAGUAACUUGACUGUAAUAAUGCCAGGUUGGAACCAGAGUUGGAACCCAAUGCUUCUGAUACAUUUCUCUAUAACAAUGCUUUAUUUCUUUAUUUUUAGGGAGUUAAAAAAAUCAGUAAGAGCAAAUGCAUGUAUUUAAAGUCUAUAGUUGCCAUCUAAGAUACCUGUUUUUUUUAUUUUUUUAAUUUAGAAAUGGCAUUGAAAUGCCACAUUCUAUUUGACUUAUGUCCAGAGUACGGUGUCUUUUCCAGGCCAGCAAUGGCUGUAUAUGUUUCAAUAAACCCUGCUGAAAACAACCCACUGGAUUACUAUUCACCAGAAAAGCCUCAUCUCUUCACUGGGGCAUCCCCAUAUUUAACUUUUAGGAGUCAAGUCUUUCAAAAAUGAGGAUAAUCAAAUUCUUCCACCUCAGAAAAACUAUUAAAUACUUGUGCAUC